This is a messenger RNA of Ctenopharyngodon idella (grass carp), 3396 nucleotides long. RefSeq names its product HBS1-like translational GTPase (gene hbs1l). The transcript has 5 exons. NCBI's taxonomy places the organism in Eukaryota, Metazoa, Chordata, Actinopteri, Cypriniformes, Xenocyprididae. The coding region runs from base 159 to 1916 and encodes 585 amino acids. The record is from RefSeq and is a predicted model, not a curated record. Gene Ontology annotation, biological process: translation. Gene Ontology annotation, molecular function: GTPase activity; GTP binding.
ACUCAAAGUAUUUUGUCACUGCGCAUGCGCGUCCCUCCUGCAUCUGAUGGCCGUCAAUAUGGCGGCUGUGGAAUGAGACGCAUGUCUAAACUUUGCACUGACAAUUGAUAUUUUGCUUCGCGUACUUUGUUUACGUGAAAGAAAGCUGUCGAACAAAAAUGUCCCGCCACAGGAAUGUCCGAGGUUAUAACUACGACGAAGAUUUUGAGGAUGAUGACAUGUACGGGCAGUCAGUGGAGGAUGACUACUGCAUCUCUCCUGCCACUGCCGCACAGUUUAUCUACUCACGUCAAGACUCGAGGCAGGCUCGACAAGUAGAGACCGUGGAGGAGGAAGAAUAUGAGGAGGAAGAGGAGAUGCCAACCUCUCCAACCAUCACAAGCACACUAGACCCACUACAGCAAGGUCAGUUGUAUUCCUGUUUGGAUCAGAUGAGAGCAGUACUGGGAGACUCAAUUCCAGACUCUACACUGAUUCAGGCAGCUCUUAAAUACGACUGUGACCCUCAACGGGCCCUUGAUUUCAUUCUAACCGAGGAGAACACCAAUACACACACCCCUCCGGCCCGAACCAACACGCUGCCUGAGCCUACCGCCACAGCUGCACCACAGAAAGGAGCCUUAUUUUCUCCCUCACAUGAUAGUAUUAAGACUGUAUCAAGUGCACAUUCAUGCAAACCACUGAAACAAAAUGGUGGUCAAUCUUACAACCUCAGUGAUCUGUUAGCCACGCCUGAACCAAACAAGAUCAUACCUACUGCUCUGAAACCUCCCCCUGGUCUGGGAAGUUUGGCAAAAGACCAUUUAAAAGUGGCUUCAAGUCAUAAUUUGGGCAGUGAUGAUUCAUUAGGACAAAGUUCACUCGCCCAAGUAAUAGCUCAGCAUGAACAGAAGUGUACAAACAUUCCUCCUUUAGUUGCCUCCACUGGUGUCUCAUUGGAUUACACAGUUCCUCUUACUACCAGUCCUUUUGGUUCUUUCCUUGGUCCUACCGCCCCACUUUCUGCACUUCUAUCUCAGGGUCAUAGUGUCCCACCUUCUUCCGGUUUAUCUGUUGGCUCUGGGGUAACUCUCUCUUCUGGUUUCUCUUUGGGACCCUCUGUCCCAGCUGGUCUGGGUGUGACACCUUCCUCAUCUCUUCUAACCUGCUCACUCAGUAGUCUGGCUCUGCAGGAUUCCCAGCGGUCCGCCCCUCUUCCUGUCUGCUUAGGAGGUUUGAGUUCUGUCCUGCAAAGCAGUGGGCCGUUGGGAGUACCUGGGCAAGGAAAGAGCUCUGGAAGCCUUUCAUUGGCUGAGCUGAUUCAGGAGCACCAGGACAGCAGUCCCAAACUCUAUGACAGUUUACCAGGACUCCAAAACACACACAAUUCUGGUACACAAGACAAUACAUACAUCCAAAAGCCUAUCCAAACAUCUGCUGCAAAUGCUCCUCCGGGCUUUUCAGAGGCACCAUCCCUGUCUGAACUCAUGUCCCGACACCAAACAUCACUACAUCUCAAAAAGAGUAAAAAUAGGUCUAAUCAUCAAGCACCGAACAAAUCUGCAACAGCAUUAAAUAAGCCCCCCUCGCUAAGCUUAAAUCGGAGCGUUGAUCUUAGUGCGCUUAUGUCCCAAACAUCUCCUGACAGUCGCUCACCAACCCUUUUGAGUUUUACCCACGUUUCCGCUAGUCAGAAAAAACGUAUGUUUGCUAAACCGUCAAUUUUUGCGUUAGCAUUGUGCGUGCACGUGAGCAGCAAGAAGAGUCGGCGCAGUAGAGCGACGCAUAAUGCUUUCUUAUACAGCAGACAGAUGGAGAGAGUGAAAGAACGAGUGCAGUGUCUACCUCUCCAUCACAUCAACCCGUUUUCUUUCGACACGCCCUCUCCGGAUGACAUAGUCAAAGCGAAUCAGAGAAAAGCUUUUACUCGAGACUGACUUUUUUUUUCUUUUUCAGAGCAUUUUAAAAGUCUCCCAAACUUUAAGUCUGAACUCUCUACAUAUAAAAGUUUUAAGGCUCAGGUUCAUUUUUACCCAAGAUUAUUAUCGCCCAAAAUCCAAAGGAGCAGGGCUAUUCCUCGAAGUUGUCAGACUGAGUGCUAAAUAAUAGUGUUUAUAGAAUGAAAUGCAUAGAUUAGCAUUUAUAAUUUUUGGAAAAUAUUAACUUUCAGAUCUUAAUCAUAGAUCAGCACUCAAAUGGUUGUACAUUUGAGCCAUGAAAUUAUUACUAAAGAAAUGAGACAGCUAUUUUAUAUCAUUGCCCAUAUUAUUCUUUAUACUUUUGUAUUUUCUAAUUUUUUAUAUUUAUUUACAGCUGACACUGGAAAGCUAUAAAGGACUGUUCUAAAAUAUCACAACCUCAGAGAGUUGUCAAAAGUACUGACUAAGGUACCUAUCGGUACUAAAAUUUUUAAAAAUGUGACGCUUUGAGCGCUGUUGAGCGAAUUCGUAAACACCUCUGAUUGGCCGUUGUUGACGCGCUCAUCGGAUAUGUCUGUGUUUGGCUUCAAUGAUCAACGCCUGGCAGCAUUUGAAAGCACACGGAAGUGUUUGAAAUUGAAAGCGGGAGCGUAUGAAAGCAGACGUCUAUCAGCGGACAGGUCCGCGAUAGACGUCUGCUUUCAAAUGCUCCCGUGUGUAUCUGUGUAAGCGCUCGGUAAAGAGCUUCAUUGAUGACUAUUUACAAUGUUUUUACAGCGUUGAUCAUUGAAGCCAAUCACAGACAAUUCCGAUGAGCCGUGAACACAAUGGCCAAUCAGAGGUGUUUAUGAAUCCACUCAACAGCGCUCAAAGAGUCACAUUUUUAAUUUCAGUACCGACUAGGUACCGAAGUCGGUACUUUUGACAACUUUACAACCUCAGAUGUUAAUUAGUAUUAAUUUUAAAGUCGUCUUAUUUUAAUUUUUUCAUUUUGAUCUUCAUAUUUUCACUUUUUAAAAAUAGUUAAUUAGGCUAAAUGUAUAUUUUUGUACUUGAUUAUGUAGUUUUAUGACAUUUUGACAAUUAUCGAUUCAAUUCUAAAGUCGUCGUACAUAACGAAAAUAAAAUACACAGUAGGAGUAGAUAGAGUGCAAAAGAUAAAAGGAAAAAAACAGCAGAUUCUCUCCACAGCUGUUUUGCUGCCAUUUGAAAUGAGGUGCAGUGCUGGUUUACCACAAACACAGAAAGAGGGAAGACAUUUGGGUUUGGGGGGACACCUGGAGUUUUUCCUAUUAUGUGUUUUGACAACAAACACUGUAAAAAGUGUGUUUUAUUUAUUAUAAUUAAUGUUUAAUAGACAUUUUGAUAUUUGUUUUUUCAACUGUGAUUGUCCACUGCAUUUUUAAGUUGUUUUAAAGCACUGAUGUACACCGAUGUGGCCAUGGGCCUGACUUUUUGUAUAUAUUCUAAAAUAAAGAUUUUCCAGUUUCAUUUCUGA